Messenger RNA from Gallus gallus (chicken), 9542 nucleotides. It is a transcript of the gene CASKIN2, whose product is annotated as CASK interacting protein 2. Gene Ontology annotation, molecular function: protein binding. The transcript has 21 exons. Lineage: Eukaryota; Metazoa; Chordata; Aves; Galliformes; Phasianidae. Bases 2897 to 7261 code for a protein of 1454 amino acids. The record is from RefSeq and is a predicted model, not a curated record.
GAGUGCCGUGCGAGCGGAGAAGCGACUGCCUGGGGCCAGCAGCGUGUUUUCUUGGUUCGGUUCGGCCCGGCCCAUCUAGGCGGUGCGGCUUGGCGGGCUGUGAGUGGGUCUGCGGAGCCUCUUCGCUCGGGACGCGGAGCGCGCAGAACUCGGGGCGGUUCGCCUGAAGUGGAGCGGAGCUCCCUCGGAGCACCGCUGGAUUACAGCGCUGUGGUGGGAGGCGGAGCGGGACCCCGCGGGGCUUCCUGAGGUCCUGGGCUGCUGUGCCAGCCUGCAACAGGGCUCAUCUGUGUGCGGGGCUUCCCAUUGUGGCUGCAGCACCAUUUCCAAGAGGAAUGCUGAAACAAAAGGGCUAAUGAGCACCAGAGAGGAAGGAUCUAUAACUUCCAGAUGGCAACAAGCCUGUAAUCCCUUUGGGAAGGAUUAGGGACUCAUCAGCGUGGCAGAGCCUGGCAAGGGCAGCAAAGCAAAGCACCUCUGGCUGCAGAGUCCAGCGCAGGUUUGGCAGCAUCCCAGUACUGGCCCUGCUGGCCGUCCUGCCCUGAGCUGCCUCAUUUGGUCUUGUAGCACUCUGUGGGGCCAGGCACUGGUCCUGCAGCACUGGACUCUCCUCGUUUUGGCUGAUGGCAUGUUCUUCAGCCUAACCCAAUCUGGGUCCUGCUGCUCCCAAUGAAGGAAGGGACUUCUGCUGCUGACAGGGAGACUUAUUCCUUCUUUUUUUUAUGUCCUAUGGGAUUUUAAGGUAUUCUUCUUGCUGGAUUUCACCUCCUAUCCAGGCAUAUUUUGCAGAUUUACAGACUUAUUUCCAUGGCUUUAUAAACUACUGGGAUCUGAAGGCUUCUUCCUUCUGUGCUGCUCCUCCCACCUGUCUGCAAUGGGGCGAGAGCAGGAUCUGAUCCAGGCUGUGAAGAAUGGGGACAUACCUGGUGUGCAGAAGCUGGUGGCCAAGAUCAAAGCAUCCAAGAGCAAGUUCCUACUGGACCAGUUGAACAGGAGCCAAAGCGCAUUGUUAAUGAAAGAGUAAAUAUUUUGCUGGUGCCUGCAUCCUGCAGCCCCAUAAGUGACCUCAGCCCCAUGGUGUUUCCAGUGUGUCACCUCUGGCACAGGUGGUGCUCACCUCUUUUCUUUUCCCGGACGGCUGCAGAAGCCACACUUGGCUGCUGGCCCCCCCCUGCUAUCGCCUCAUCUCUUCCUGCUGCAGAAGGUGUACUGUCCUUUCGGAAGGAUGAGGGAAAUGGAAAAGGCUCCACCUCUUCCCUCUGCAAAUACAGCUCCUCUGAAUUCACAUCCUGCAGAGCGAAAUAGCAAGAUCCCAGCUGGGACCGUGACUUCACUUCCUGGUAAUGUGUUUCUCCAGCCAGCUGGGAAAGGAGCCUCCAUAUCUCUGAAUGAGCUGCCUGGCUUCCCCCACCCGAAGUCUUUAGCAGAUGUUUCCAGCCUGAUGGGCUGGGGGAUGUGGAGUGAAGAUUUCAGCUUCAUGGGAAGGGGAGCUCCCACUUGGUUGCAGCACCAGUUUGCACUGGUGCAAACCUGAAGAUGGAGUGAAACCCUUCAUCUUAAUGAAGGCUUUCUGGGUCCUGAAACAUGCAGCAGGAGCACGUGGCUUGCUCCUGCAAGGAAAAGGGUGACUUCAGACACGUCUUUCUUUCUGAAGGGAUUCUUUUUCAUUGCUUCCUCUCCUUGGUGCUGGCCCCAUUCAUCUCCUCUGAGACCAUGAAAUUUUGGGAGUAGAGAGGCAAGAGCUCCACCUUCUCAACUACACAGAUGGGCACAGGGCUUCUGACUUUGCUUUUUUCCUUUCAUUGUUCUGGGAGUGUUUGCUUUGAACAAACUGCUUGUUUUUUUCCUGCUUUGCUUGGGGGGGAACAGCAAGGGGGAAACUGGGGGCCUGGCCAGAGGUCCCUGCAGAUGGCUGUGGCUUUGCUCUGUGGGGUUACUGCUCCUGCUGUUUCCGACCUCUUUAAAAUACUUAAUUGUUGGAUUUUCCCUGUGAAAUACCAAAUAAGGGAGAAGUCUCCCAGGUGACACCAUAAUCCUGCUGCCGUGCUCCCACACACCUGCUUUUGCCUAUCAGUAACUAUGGGUCCCCCAUAGCAAACCAUGGAGGAAGGCAGAAACUUUGGGCCUCUGCUGUCUGCCCAGAAAAGGGACAUCAGAUCCUUCAGUGCAGCCUUAGCACAAGCGUGCCCAGGGGGCUUAUUCCACCUAGAUCUGGGGCUGAAACUGGGAGCAGUGCAUGUUUGUACUGGAUACUGUGCAGCCUGCAGGGCUGGUUCUGCUGCAUCUUACACCUGGGUUUGGAUGGCUUCUCCCAUCCCCAGGGUCAGCUGAGGGGCUUCUUCCUGCCAGGGGAGCUGAAUCCAGCACUGGGCUCAGUGUUUGGGAUGCAGGCUGGUGUCUCUGGGAUUGGGAGGCUUUGCCCUCACACAGCCUCUGUCCCAAGCUUGCUGGAUGGCUUUGGCUGAGUUUCUUCAUGUCUCUGUGGUCGAAUUCCUUUUCUGUUGAAGUGGGCAAAUCCCUUUCUAACCUGUUGGAAAACAGCACUUUGAAUAGCAGGUUUGUGCUAAGCAGCUGUGCUGGGAGGAGCUGGGUGUGGGUGACUGUGGCAGACAUGCCUGUGGAUGGAGGGAUGGCAGGAAGGGGAUCAUUUCUGCAGAGAAGAGAUAGAUGGAUGUCACCUCUUUAUGCCACACUUCCUUGAGAGAUACAAGAUCUAUCCUGAUCCCCAGCCGAACCCAAGCAAGAGCUCCUGGGAUCUGCCAAGCGCCUGAAUGUGAACUACCAGGAUGCAGAUGGGUUCUCAGCACUGCACCAUGCGGCCUUGGGUGGCAGCCUGGACCUCAUCUCACUGCUGCUGGAGGCACAGGCCACUGUGGACAUCAAGGACAGCAACGGGAUGCGCCCCCUGCACUAUGCAGCCUGGCAGGGGCGCGUGGAGCCGGUGCGAGUGCUGCUGCGUGCUGCUGCCUCUGUCAACAUGGCCUCACUGGACGGGCAGAUCCCACUGCACCUUUCAGCGCAGUAUGGCCACUACGAGGUGUCGGAGAUGCUUCUGCAGCACCAGUCCAACCCCUGCCUCAUCAACAAGGCGAAGAAAACCCCCUUGGACUUGGCCUGCGAGUUUGGGCGGUUGAAGGUGGCCCAGCUGCUGCUAAACAGCCAUCUGUGCGUUGCCCUCCUGGAGGGACAGUCCAAAGACGUGACCGACCCCAACUACACCACCCCACUGCACCUGGCAGCCAAGAAUGGGCACAAGGAGAUCAUCAGGCAGCUGCUGAAGGCUGGAAUUGAGAUCAAUAAGCAGACAAAGACAGGCACAGCCUUGCAUGAGGCCGCGCUCUAUGGCAAAACAGAGGUGGUGCGGUUGCUGCUGGAGGGUGGUGUUGACGUGAACAUCAGGAACACCUACAACCAGACAGCACUGGACAUUGUCAACCAGUUUACCACCUCACACGCCAGCAAAGACAUCAAGCAGCUGCUGAGAGAGGCAUCAGGAAUCCUGAAGGUCCGAGCUUUGAAGGAUUUUUGGAACCUCCAUGACCCAACUGCUCUCAAUGUCCGGGCAGGAGACAUCAUUACGGUCCUGGAGCAGCAUCCAGAUGGGCGAUGGAAGGGACACAUUCAUGACAUUCAGAAAGGCACCGAUCGCGUUGGGUACUUCCCCCCAUCCAUUGCCGAAGUCAUCAGCAAGCGAAUAGGCAUGAUCCUCCCCCGCAUGGCGCCCACGCAUCAGCACCAGGGCACUCCUGGGGCCCUCAUGGCACUGCCCGACUGCAGCCCUCCACGGCUGCAGCACCUCCCUGACGAGUGUCCACAGCAGGCAGCCCCAGGCAUCCCACCAUCCUAUGGCCAUCUCACCCUAACCUGGACGGCCCCAGGCCCAGACAGCUCAGCAGGAGACAGGAACAGCGUGGGCAGUGAGGGCAGCAUUGGCAGCAUCCGCAGUGCCGGCAGUGGACAGAGCACCGAGGGCACCAACGGGCAAAACACCAACAUCGUCAUCGAGAACACCCGGCCGCUGCCCUCCACUGGUGAUGACCUCCAGCAACACCUUUUGGGAUCAGAGCCACUCAAUGAACAGAUUAAUUCCACGACAGGGCCCCCAGGCUACCAGACCCCUAGCAGCUGCACCCCUGGAGACAAGGUCUUUUCCCACCAGUUUCUGCGACCUGAGCAGCUCCUUGAGGGGAAGGAUGCAGAAGCCAUUUACAACUGGUUGAGUGAGUUCCAGCUGGAGUCAUACACUGUCAACUUCCUCAGUGCUGGCUACGAUGUCCCCACCAUCAGUCGCAUGACACCAGAGGACCUAACGGCCAUAGGUGUGACCAAACCAGGCCACAGGAAGAAGAUCUCCACUGAGAUUGGGCAGCUUAGUAUCGCUGAGUGGCUGCCCAACUAUAUCCCGGCUGACCUGAUGGAUUGGCUCAGUGCCAUUGGGUUGCCGCAGUACCACAAAAAGUUGGUAAACAACGGCUACGACUCCAUUACCAUUGUCACAGACCUGACAUGGGAGGAUUUGCAAGAGAUUGGCAUCAACAAGCUGGGCCACCAGAAGAAGAUCAUGCUGGCUGUAAAGAAGCUCAGAGACCUCCGCAAAAGCCUCAGCCAAGCAGAAGCUACACUGACAAGACACAAAGUCCCCGGUGCCCUGCACAUUGUUACUAUUGAGUCACUGGAGAAUGGGGAGUGCCAGUCCCCAAACACACCCAAAAUGACAACGUUCCAGGACAGCGAGCUCAGCUAUGAGCUCCAGACAGCCAUGUCCAACAGCUGCCACGAGACACUCAGCAUCAAAAACAGCCAGGGAAUGUCACAGAGCCAGGAGAGCAUUGGGGUGCGGUCCCGGGGCUCGGGGCACUCACAGGACAAUGUACUGUCCUGGCACCUCUCCAGUCCCUCGCAGGAGAGCCUGGGCAGUGGGGAGAGCAGCAGCAGCAGCAGCGGGCAGUCCUGCAUGCCACCCCACAGCAAGGAAAGCCUGGCCAGCCUGCCAAGACAGCCCAGCCCGGAGCCCUAUGGGAAACUCACCUCCCCCGAGGGGCUGAACAGCUUCACCAAUGGCAGUGGGGGCAGCCCUCUCAAGGAGAGGAACCUGCCUGAAGGCACGGAUCAGUAUGCCCAGCUGACAGCUCAGAAAGGUGCUGGCCCUGUGGGGACACUGAUGGUCACCCCUAGUACCCCUCCCCAAACUCCCAGCAUGGCAACAGCUCCAUAUGUAUUCAUGUACCCACAUGUCUCCUUGAAAUCCCCAAGAGCCCCUUCCAGCCAGGGAGCAGAGCAACCCAAGACCUUGGCACACUCCUACCCCUCCUUCUCCUCUGGGCAAAAGAACAGCCUGCAAACAUCAGCCCCAAAAGCUUUCUCGUAUCUGCACAGUCAGUGCAGCCCUGCUGAGCUGCUUGAGGCUGCCACGGCCCCAAAUGCCUGGCAGACAGGGGAACAGCACAAGGGGGGUGAAAGCUCCAAGAACAAGAAGCGGUCACACAGCCUGAACCGCUAUGCGCUGUCGGAUGGAGAGCACGAGGAGGAGGAGGGGAUGCCCACCAGCACGCUGGGCUCCUAUGCCACCCUGACGCGGCGGCCAGGCCGCAGCCAGAUGCCACGGGCCUGCCUGCAGACAGAGGCCAAGGUGACCCGCAGCCAAUCCUUUGCCAUCCGGGCCAAGCGCAAGGGCCCCCCACCGCCACCUCCCAAGCGUCUCAGUUCUGUCUCCAGCACUCUCACCACUGAAGUGGACAGUGAGCAACUCCCUGACCCUGAGCGACAGUCUUCUGUUCCCCAGGACGCAGCUGACAUGGGUGCCAGCCCCGGUGACAGUGGCUGCAGCAGGACAGUGAGGAGCCUGGUGGCCACACUGGAGGAAACACCAGGGCUGAAUCCACCCAAACCUCUGCUGGCCCCAAAACCACUGCAUGUGGCUCAGGACUCUCUCUCCAAGGCUGCUGUGGAUGAUCGGUCCCACAACAGUUGUGAUCCCAGCAGCACUGCACUCUCUGACUCUGGCCAGGACCCCUUUGAUAGCAGCAAGCCGCGGAGGCGGACACUCAGUGAGCCCAGUACUCCCAUGACAGAGGCUGUGCAGGGCAGGCAGGAGGAUGCCUGCUCAGACACAGAAGAAGAGGCCAAGCCAGAGGUCUCUUCAUCCUCCCAGAACAGUUCCAGUGAGUGCAUCCCCUUUGCAGAAGAAGGCAACUUAACCAUCAAGCAGCGACCAAAGCCUGCUGGGCACCCCAAGGCUGAUGCUGCAGUGCAGGACACAGAGCCCAGCUCCCAACCUGCAGAGUCCACGUGCUCUGAUGGGAAGGAGCUGGCUGUGUCCGCUGUCACCAGGGAGCUGCCCAUGCUGGAGUUCAACCUCACUGAGUCAGACACAGUGAAGCGUCGGCCCCGCUUCAAGGAGCGGGAGCCACUGCAGGCAGUGCUGAAGGCAUUCAGCAUGGCAGGGCAGGCUGAGGUGGGGGCCAGCUCUGCACCCCAGUAUGCCCAGGCCCAGGCUGUAAGCAUCUUGGGCCCCACCACACAGGGUCCAGCACUGCAGACUGGACUGGCUGGAGAUGCUUUUGACGAUGACAGUGUGGAGUUCAGGAUUGCUGAGAUAGAGAAGAGCAUCUUGUCACUGGAGAAAGGGAUUAACAAGGCACCGAGCCCUGUCAAAGCCCCCAGCCCCACAGAACUACUCGGCACUGCUGUGGUGAGGAUGCCUGCUCCAGGUAUGGGGAUUUGUGGGGAGGUCUCUAGGGUUGUGGCAGGGCCUGAGGCUCCCUCCUUCCACAGCUGGCUCCAUGUGGCAUUCCCAACCAGCCCAGUGAGGCGGACCUGUGCCACUGCAUGCCACAAGGCUUUUUUCCUUGCAGACGUCCCUGCCAAGCACACUUCGGUGGCGUCCACAAAGCUGGUGUUCUCGGGGCCCAAGACCAUCUACCAGCAGGUCCUGCAGCCUUCCCGCCAUACCAUCGCUCCUUGGGCAGCCACUGAGGUGGUACCGAAUGUGAUCGGGUCCCUGGCUGGCCCCAGCCCACUGACACUGGAGGCAAGUGGCAAGGUGUUUGUAAAGCCCUUGGCCUCUGCCCCAGGGGCUGCCCUGGUUCAGCAGCAGCUGGAGCACACCAGCAUCAUCACAUUGCAGGCAGCUGAGAAGAAGAUUACAGUGGAGGAGGUGCAGAGCCCCCCCAGGGCCACACACUCGGCCAAGAACAUCCUGGAGGACAUCAGCAAUAUGUUUGAUGAUCUGGCCGACCAACUGGACGCAAUGCUGGACUGAGGCUUGUUCUCUCUUUCCUUUUCCCCCGUCUGCUCUCAGCGUGAUGGGGGAAGAACGGAUCUGUGCCAAGUGGUGCCUUCAGGUUCCUCCAGCUGCCCCCUCCCUGCACCUUUGCACCUCCUUUGCAUCGCUGUUGGGGAUGUGGAUAGUCCUCCUCACCCCUCAUGUCACCACUGCUGCACAACUGCGGGCUGCUUUCCGAGAGAGUUGAGCAUUUUCUUUUGGACUGGCAGAAGGAGGAGAGCUCAGGAGGGCUGCGCUCCUGGAGGCCAUGGAGGAGCCCUCGCCUCCUUGCACAGAGCUGAGGAGCCUCCACAAGGGACCUUUCUCUUUCCUCAGCGCACUGAUUCCUGCUUCUUAUUAUUUAUCCCCUGCCAACAGUGUGUCAAAAGAAAAACCUUCCUGGGCAGCUGCCAUGGAGCUGGCUACCGCACAGAGCCCUGCCUGACAGCAGCUGAAAGAAGACAGGGCUUGUCCUCAUUUGGCAGCUCAUAGAGCGAGAAGGAAUCUUCCUACUUUAUUUGUUGCUUUUCCAAAUGCAUCAGCAUCAGGCAGCAUGUAAUGCGAGUGGAGUGAAAGACCCAGUGGGACCCACACCUCCCAGGAUGGGGCUGGCACUGCCUAUGCCCACAGUCAUGGGGAUGGUGGCACCGAAUGCCACACACGGACACAUUUAAGGCAGUCUAGAGCAAUGUAUUCCAUGGAGGCUGUCCUUUGCUGACACUGUGCCUACCCAAAAUGCAGCCCUUGUGCUUCCAGGGAUGAAGUAGCAGAAUAGUUAGUGGUGGCUUUUUUUUUCUUUUUUUUUUUAACCCUCGUUUCUUUCUUUCUGGGUGUGGGCCCUCUUCCUACUCCCUCUUCCUGCCCUGCAGGGAGAUGCUGGCACAGGCUGUGAAUGCUGUUACACAGCAGCAGCGUUUGGGACCAGGCUUCCAAGCAGUGCUAAAACCCAGUGAGAGAGGUGAUCCCACAUGCAUGGGGUGAACUCAGCUCAGCAGCUGCUGUGCUCACACUGGAUGCAGUUACAGCCCUGUGGCUGCAGCAGGGGAACAGCAAUGGUAGCUCAUUGCAUCCAAGCAAUAGGAACAGCUGCAUAGCUUGAAGACAGAUUUCUCUUCCAGGAUCUGUUUAGUAGUGCAUGUCUAAAUAUGACUAAGAGCCCUGAACUUGGCUUGCACUCAGCAUGCCAAGCAAAUGAAAGCACCAGAGCACCAGAAGGGACCCUAAGAUUGUACUGAAGUGCCAUUUGUUAGAAAAAUUCCAAACAAAGCGAAAAUAAAUUCAAUUUCCUACCCCUCUUAGAGAAUAUCUCACACAAAACCAAGCUGGAAAGGGAGAAGGUGGCCAAAGAAGCAGUUUUCCAGUCCUUUGGGGAAUGAGACUGAAGGAGCUUGUUCACAGCCCCUUGUCCUGCAUGGAGGAGCAGAGCCUGCCCAGGUGGCUCACGUGGGCCUUCCCCAAAUGGCCAGGGUACCAUGGCCUGGUAGGAGGUGCUAGCCUUGUUCCUGGACUGGGAAGCAAAGAUGGAAAAUUCCCCAGGAAAGAAUUGGCUGGGACUUAAGGUCAUUUUGAGGUGGUUAAGGCACCUUACUCCUGGCUAGUUGGUUAAUCUGUUCUAUACAUCAUGUUGUGUGUAUUUAAAUGACCACGUCUGACAGGCAAGUGCUACAUCGUGGACACGAUGCUUUUCAAAUAGCUCCAGCUGGUGGCACUUUAUCAAAAGGUUUACACAACCUUUAAAAACUGUUCUUUAUUCUCAUGAGUCAAUCUGGGACAAAUCCAGUUUUUUGUUUUUGUUUUUUCCUGACAUUGAUAAACUGUAAAUUUUUUUUAAGGCCAAUGUAUAUAUUGUAAAUGUGAUUUAUUAUAUAUAUUUACUAGCCAGAACCGCAAGUCUUGUACUGUGGGGUCAGCGAUAAGAGGACACUGUUGUGGAGCUGUCUCUGAGCCACCUGAGGGCAGCAUUACGCCGCUCUCAUUGUCAGUAAGGGAAUUAAACACUUGAUUUUUCCAGAAGAAUGCCUAUUUUUUAAGCUCUAGAUCUCUAUUUUGAAGCUACUGUAUGGUGUGUAAGUUAUGUACACUGCAGCUGGGACUGACCCUGCCUGCACCUGCUCCGUGCAGCAAGACAGAGGCAAACAAGUCGCCCAUGUAAUCAUUAGACUGACAACAGAUUUUAAACCUUCUGCUCUGUUUGUGUUGAUGAUGUGUUUUGUUUUCCACUAACAUCCAUUAAGACUGAAUGCUAUUAAAUAGUGGGGCCUAUUUUACCCUUUUUAUA